GAGGGUUGUCUUAUUCGUUGGUAGUGUGGUAAACAACAGCCCCGGGGCCUCGAGGAAUUGCCAAAAGUAACACAUGUCUGGUUGCUGUUGUAAGCAGAAAUAUCUGUAUACAUUUCACUGAAUCAGACCAGGGCGUUUAAGCGUGAGAAUCCCUCGGCAAUAAUCUGGAUCCUGCUUCUAGGUUUCUAUUUGAUCUUUGAAUAGAAAAUUGCAGUACACCAAGGAAAAAAAGCUAUUCAUGACUUCAUUACCUGUGUAUGUGAAUGUUUGGCAGGUCACGUCCGCCCCCCUCACACACAUGAGUGCUGUUUUCUCCUUGAGCUGGGCCAAGCGCCAUGCCUGACCGUGAUAGCUCCUACCUGUCAGGUGGCGGUGGAAGUGGUGGUAGUCUGGGUGAAGAAGGAGGACCUGGGUCUGGUUUGGCAGGAAGCUCUGCGGAGGGCAGAGGGGGAUCAGGAGGAAGUCUUGGAGGCAACGGCUCUGGGAGCAUGGGGGGAGGAGGGGCGCUCGGAAAUGGCAACAGUUGUGGGAACGGUGGAGGUGGGGGGCAAGGUGUAGGACUGGAAUUGGGCGGUGUCUGCAGGGAUUUCAUACGCAAUGUCUGCAAGAGAGGAAAGCGUUGCCGCUUUAGACACCCAGACUUCAAUGAGGUGCCAGACUUGGGAGUGCAAAAGAAUGAAUUCAUCUUCUGCCAUGACUACCAGAACAAGGAGUGUAGUCGCUCCAACUGCCGCUUUGUCCAUGGAUCUAAAGAGGAUGAGGACUAUUACAAGAAAACAGGUGAGCUACCCCUCAGACUAAGAGGGAAAGUGGCAGCACGACUGGGCCUGUCUCCCAUGGAUCUCCCACAUAGCCGCGGGGAAGUCCCUAUCUGCAGAGACUUCCUGAAGGGCGAGUGCCAGAGGGGCAAUAAGUGUAAAUUUCGCCAUGUCAAAAAAGACUUUGAAUAUGAGCCAUCCAGGGUUGGAGUGGGUGGUGUUAUAGGGCCAGGUGCCAGUGGAAUGGUGAAUGCUGGGGGAGGGAUAGGUGUUGGAGGAGGAAGUGCCUGUGGAGGAAUGCAAGGACUUGUCGGAGGUGGAGGUGGAAGUAUUAUGAUGGGGAUGGGUUGCCCCAGCCUGGGUGGUUGCAGAGAUCCAGGUAUCACAGGAGUUGGGGGGGUAGGUGGAGGUGGGAUGAGCACUUGUCUGUCCGUAAGUUCUACAGGGCAACGGCGUUAUGACAGGAGUUCAUGCUCAGUAUAUGACCCUCUGCUUGAAAGUGGGCUUUUUGAUGCGAGCUCCCUGGAGGCCUCUAUGGACCACACUGCUCUACAGUUGAAGAGGCGGCGGUUGGAGGGGCUGCGCCUGGCAGAUGUCAGUGGAGGUGCACACUAUGAGUUGGGAUUACAAGCAUCCUUGCCACCCCGUCCUCUGGAGUACAGGUUCCUGGAGGAAGAGAACUCCCUGCUGAGGAGGAGAGUAGAAGAGUUGAAGAAGCAGGUUUCAAAUCUCAUAGCCACAAAUGAGGUUCUUCUGGAGCAGAACGCCCAGUUCCGUAGCCAGGCCAAGGUAAUGACGCUGUCUUCCACUCCUGCACCAACUGAGCAGAGUCUGGUGCCCCCUGUGGGUGCAAUAAGUUCCUACAAUCAUAGCAUCGCCCAGACUCACACCACCCUGAGCAGCGCUGGACUGCAGCCUCGGCCUGUCACCCAGCAAGACCUGGUAGCUCCUACCGGCGCCCCUUCAGCGCCCCAGACUAAUAGUGCCCCACCUACAGCCCCUCCGCCUCACCUGAACCCUGAGAUCACCCCCCUCUCAGCCGCCCUUGCACAGACCAUUGCCCAAGGGAUGGCCCCAUCUGUUUCUAUGGCACCUGUGGCUGUAUCUGUGGCACCAGUGGCAGUGUCCAUGACGCAGCCUAUGCCUGGCAUCACCAUGAGUCACGCCACUACCCCGAUGGUGUCGUACCCUAUUGCGAGUCAAAGCAUGAGGAUCACCACUCUGCCUCACUAACUGAUUAAGUGAAGGACUGUAGUACCCACAAGUCAGACUGUAGCAUCAUUAACUGUGAUUUUUAACAUAGAUAAUCUUCUUUUAUGUGUAGAUUCAACUGAUGAUGGAACAGUGAAGUAAAGACACUUGUACUUCUCCACCAGAGGGCAGGAUAAAGACACCCACUCUGUGUUCUGUGGCAACAUUACAAAGACAUUUUUUCAUACAGACUGUCUGACCUGUGAUCAGUUUGUGUACCAAAGGCAAACACAGGCACCAAAAAUGGCAACAAACUGAAAAUAUGUGAGGUCAUCCAUAUUGCUUGAACCAUUUCCACAACACUGCUGUGUCAUCCUUGUGGGGACAUGAAGACUUUGGAAGCAGUUUGUGUUUAUAUUUUUGUGGAUUGCUCUGGUGUAAAUUAACUUUGGUACUUUGCUGAUUGAAAAAAAGAAAUAAUAACAGCCACUCAACAAUGAA
Molecule: messenger RNA, 2450 nt
Organism: Sander lucioperca (pikeperch)
Lineage: Eukaryota; Metazoa; Chordata; Actinopteri; Perciformes; Percidae
Gene: zc3h10
Product: zinc finger CCCH-type containing 10
Exons: 3
Coding region: 336-1991 (551 amino acids)
Molecular function (GO): metal ion binding
Source: RefSeq, a predicted model, not a curated record